This is a messenger RNA of Phycomyces blakesleeanus NRRL 1555(-), 771 nucleotides long. RefSeq lists its product as hypothetical. The coding region runs from base 62 to 550 and encodes 162 amino acids. The transcript has a single exon. The record is from RefSeq and is a predicted model, not a curated record. NCBI's taxonomy places the organism in Eukaryota, Fungi, Mucoromycota, Mucoromycetes, Mucorales, Phycomycetaceae.
CUUUCUUUCUACUUGUUUUUUCAUAAAUCAACCAAAUCACCAACAUUAUCUUUCUCUAACCAUGGAUCAAGACAAUUGCUUUCAGUCAACAUUCGAUUUUAUCUCCUUGACAUCCGAAGACACUUACAUGUAUUCUGAUGAGAAAUACACAAUGUGGCUAGACGAUUCUGAAUGCCAGGAGAAUCUGUUUGAUAUCAUGCUCUUGACUCCUGAAGAAUCAUUUGUCGAAGAUAAUCACAUCAAGACGCACAUCAGGCUGUUUUUUGAAGAACUUGGAUAUCUCACAGAAGAGCCAGAACCCAUUGAUCCUACACGAGACUACGAAGCUGAAGCAAAAAUAUUGUUUGCCUCUCGCAACCUGAAAACCCGCCAGAAACACAUCUGCCUCUCAGAUCUACCUUCUCUAGACCACUUCCCAUCAUCGUCCUCAUCGUCCUCAAUACCCGCUCAGUCCAUACAGCAAGACUUUUCUUCACACACCCCAAUUCCACUCCAUUAUACCCAUACAGACAAUUCCAGUCAUGUCAACACCGCGCACUUUUCACCAUAGCAAUACCAAUAAUAAUGAUAGUAAUAUUAGCUCCAAUACCAAUAAUUCUUACAUAAUUUCUAGAUUGAAAAAACAACAACUUGUUCCCUUUUUUUGAUAUGUACAUAUUUAUAUAUAUAUUCAUAUAAACACUCUCACAAUCUAUCUUUAUCCGAUUGGUCUGAUUAUGUGGUAUUUAAAUGUAAAGCACAACUCCAAAUAAAGACACAUACACAACUUGC